This is a messenger RNA of Dufourea novaeangliae, 2551 nucleotides long. RefSeq names its product proline-, glutamic acid- and leucine-rich protein 1-like. Lineage: Eukaryota; Metazoa; Arthropoda; Insecta; Hymenoptera; Halictidae. Gene Ontology annotation, biological process: rRNA processing. Gene Ontology annotation, cellular component: nucleus. Bases 32 to 2500 code for a protein of 822 amino acids. The record is from RefSeq and is a predicted model, not a curated record. The transcript is spliced from 8 exons.
GUACAUAGUGAUAUAAAUAUACGUAAAAACAAUGGCAACAAUAAUGGGAUUAAUUAAUUGUCACGAUCAUUCAUCAAAAGAAUUCGACGAACUUUUACAAGAUUUAAUAUGUUCUAACGGUGAUAUACCAUUUCAUAUAGAACAGAUUAAUGGAACAGAAAAUGCUAUUGUAUCAGUUAUCAAUAAUUACUUAAAUCAAGCACGUACCAGAUACAAUGGUUUAGUAAUUUUGGACAAGAUUUUAUCUCAUUGUUCAAAAGAUAUUGUUUCAAAAUAUUGUAUUCUAUGGAUAUCAAAAGCUACACAAGUAUUAGAAAGCAUUCACAGCGUCCCACAAGAACUGAAUAUUUCUUGUAAAGUGCUUGGACAAUUAAUUAUACGGACAAAAGGGAUCUCUGAAAUUCAAAAACAAAUAUCAACGCAAAAUGUAAAACAACUUAUAUCUGUAGUUGGAAAUUUAAAUACAGAAAAAAAAUGUGGUUCAGUAUAUUAUUUAAUUGCUGUAUUGUUACAUCAAUAUCCAGAAGUUUGUGAGCGUUUCCAGGCAAUCAUAAAGAAACUAGUGCUACUACAAGUUGAUUCUACCCAAAAAAAUUUAGUUGAUGCGAGUGCAAGGUGUUAUGCUCUUUUAGCUAAAGCAACAGAACGCACAUUUAAACCACCACUUUCUAAUCCCACUUACACUGGCUGGUUAUAUCAUGAAGCAGUUAUUUGUAAUAAUUUGCAUAUUAUAAUGAAUGUAUUGUUUUCUGAUUUGGUAGAAUUAGAAAAUGUAAGCAUUUUGGAUAAACUAGAAUUACCACAUAUAUCUGCAGAGAGUAUUUUUGAAUCUUAUUUUAAAAGAAAACGAAGGUUUUUAAAUCUCUGUUCUUAUUUGGCUUAUAUGCUACGUGAAUUUGAUAAAAAAAAUUCAGUAUUGACCCAGGAGAUUUUGAAAGUUAUAUGUAGAGGAUUAGCAGUACAACCUUCAAAUGUAAAAAAUCUUGAAUCCUUCAAGAAUCAAUUCUUAUACGUUAUCAUACCACAGUUGCAUGUCGCUUUAUUUAAUGUUUUAGAUGCAUUAAUAUAUGGAUUUAAGGAGCAGUUAAUACCAUUUGGAUCAACAAUAUUACAACUGUUUCUUCAAACAUUACAAUGGACAGAAGAAGUUACAGAAAGUCAGAUAACUUUUAGUGGCAAUAAACCAUUCAGAAAUGUAAGAAUAUCUGUUUAUAAAUGUCUUACAUCUUGGUUAGCGAAUACUCAUUCACUAUCAGGAGUAGAAACAAUUGCAGAUGAAUAUCUGCCUUCUAUAUUAAAAGACAUUGUGCCAGAAAAAGAUCGCGUUUUAUUAACCAUUCAGAAAACGACUAAUUUGUCAAAAAGACAAUUAAAACGUCUUCGAAAUAAUCAGUAUGAAGAAGGAGUAUAUUUGACUAAUGGAUUAACUUCUAGCAAAGAAUAUUACCUAGAUGUAGAUGUAUGUAAAGGAUCUCUCAUGGCAGUGGAAAAUAUAUUUUCCAAUGGUGGAACUCUUUUAAAGCAAACAUUUGUUAAGACGAUACAAAAUAUUAUAAUACCUCUAUUAUAUGAUUGUUAUCUGAGUUCUACAGAACACAAAUUUUAUAAAGAGAAUUCUGAUUGCCGUUUACAUUUACUGAGGCUUUUGAGAACAUUGCAAAUGAAUCCACAUUGCUCAGUGCCGUUGCCUACACAGUAUUCUUUAGAAAUAUUUGAAAUGGCUUUAUGCGACAACAACUUAUGCAUUAUGCAAGAGGCAAAAGUAGCAUUGGCAGAACUAGAAAAAAUUGUACAUCCUCAUGCGCCAUCUAUACAGUUAACUCAAGUAGAAACAAUACAGAAAGAAUUUGUUGCCGAUAACCAAAGUACAGAACACACUGAGACAGUAGACGAUGUAUGUUCACUUGAUGCUGAAAAUAUAAUAGUUGAAGAUACAAUGUCUUCGUCGAAUACAAAAAAUAAAGCAAUUAAUUUUCACCCCGAGGAGAAUAUCAUAGAUGAAGAUACAGCGCCAUCUUCAAGUAAAAGAAUGAAAGUAACAGAUGAUCUUGAUAAAUCUGUUGAACCUACUGCAAAUAUUAGUGAUUUGAUUACUAAAGAGAAUAUUGCAGUUGAAUUACAGGUAGAACAAACAUAUCAAAAUUUACUACGUGUAUCAAGUAAUCCUUCAGAAAAAGAAAUACUAUUAAGGGCACGAGAAAAUAGUAUGGAAACUGUAGGACCCAAACAAAUAACUGACAAAUCAUUAAACGAGGCCGAAGUGGUACUUGUUGCAAAACAUUCAUCAGAAAGUGUAGACAUAGAAACGCAAUCAACAUUAUUAGUAAAUCCUGCUAAAGAAAAUGAAGAAAUAAUAGAUACUUCAAAAGACGUUUACCAAAAUCUGCGAAACGAUUCAAACACGACAGAAGCAGAUCCAAAGUAUUCGUCAGCAGAAAAUGAAAACGAAGAAGAGGAAAUAUUACAAUUGUUUCAGGAUGUACCAAAAGAUAACGAUUAAUUAUAUUCAUUUUGUAUAUUUUAUAUGCAAAAUAAACAUGUUUUUUUGUUA